This is a messenger RNA of Petromyzon marinus (sea lamprey), 5320 nucleotides long. Its product is annotated as ER lumen protein-retaining receptor 2. Gene Ontology annotation, biological process: protein retention in ER lumen. NCBI's taxonomy places the organism in Eukaryota, Metazoa, Chordata, Hyperoartia, Petromyzontiformes, Petromyzontidae. The record is from RefSeq and is a predicted model, not a curated record. Gene Ontology annotation, cellular component: membrane. Gene Ontology annotation, molecular function: ER lumen protein retrieval receptor activity.
CCAAGCCGCCACGUAGGCGGCUGCGCCAUAUUUUCCUCCCCCCCGCUACCCACCACACCACCACCUCUACCACUACCACCAACACCGUAACGCACAGUUCGCCUGUCCGCCUGUCUGGCUGUGUGUGUGUGUGUCUUUGCCUGUGCUGUCCGUACGAUUGUUUUUUUUUGCUCGCGUUUCAAGGCUGCGUGGUUGUUUUAAGUGGUGGCGUGUGCGUUUAAAGUGUGCGUCCAUCACUUUAUCACCCUGCUCCGACUAUCACUGACCCCAGUGGCUUCUUAUCAGCUGAUCUGUCACUUUUGAUAGCAGCAUCAGCAGCGGCAGCGGCGGCGGCGGCGGAAUCAUGAACGUGUUUAGGCUUACGGGUGACCUGUCCCACCUCCUCGCCAUCAUCAUCUUGCUCAUCAAGAUAUGGAAGACGAGGUCGUGCGCUGGAAUUUCUGGGAAGAGCCAGAUCCUCUUCGCUCUGGUGUUCACCACUCGAUACCUUGACCUCUUCACCACCUUCAUCUCCAUCUACAACACCAGCAUGAAGGUUGUGUACAUGGCUUGUGCUUACGCCACGCUCUGGAUGAUCUACCACAAGUUCAAGGCGACGUACGACGGCAACAACGACACGUUCCGCGUCGAGUUCCUGGUCGUGCCCAUCGGAGGCCUCUCGGUGCUCGUCAACCACGACUUCUCUCUGCUCGAGAUCCUGUGGACGUUCUCCAUCUACCUUGAGUCAGUGGCGAUCCUGCCGCAGCUCUUCCUCGUGAGCAAGACCGGGGAGGCGGAGACCAUCACCAGCCACUACCUCUUCGCCCUCGGCCUCUACCGAGCCCUCUACCUCCUCAACUGGAUCUGGCGCUACUACUUCGAGGGCUUCUUCGACCUCAUCGCCAUUGUCGCGGGCGUGGUGCAGACCAUCCUCUACUGCGACUUCUUCUAUCUCUACGUCACCAAAGUGCUGAAGGGCAAGAAGCUGAGCCUCCCGGCGUAAAAGCCUCUCGCCACUCCGCCCGGCGUCACUUCUCCGACGCUGUCCGCACGAAGUCGCUGGCGCAAGGGUCAAUACGAAGACUAGCACGCACGCACUCGCUCGCACUCACACCUUGGCUCUCGCGCGCUCUUUCGCUCUCUCUUUUCUCUCUCCCUCUCUCUAAAACGGGUGGAAUAUGCAAACGUGGUAACAAUUCCAGAACAAGAUAGCGUUCGAGUUGAAUCCGUUGGCGGUUGUAAUCGCAGUGCGCGCUCGAACGCUCCUCUCGUUGGUUCAGCCGGCUCUCGCCUAGUUAAGUAAAGGACGCAUUCAUUGACUCGGAUCAGAUGUAUCCGGGGCGAUUCCUUUAUAGAUACCCCACUGACCUCGGCUAACGCACCACCCAUCGGAUGCGGUAAACAAAUCGGACCGGCCAUGUUGGAAAAAGUGUUCCAGUGGAGGGUGUAUUGCGAUUGGUGGCAGACAUGUCGAUGCUUGGACGUGAAUUAUUAUUUUUUCCAUAAAUUUCUUCCCUAUUUUGGUGGGCCAUCUAUAAAUGGAUCGCCCCCGUAUAUACAGUUGGCGGCAAAAGUCAGGAACCACAGCGGUGUGUUGAUUGAAAGCACGACCUGAGCGUGUUGUUGAGGUCCUCGUGGACUUGUUGAGGAAUGUUCAAGUGUCCUGUGUGAAACGUAAGAUGCGUGCACAAGCAAUUGGUGCACAGUUCAAGCAUCUAUAAAUAACAAACAGCAGGAAGGCACGACUUGAUCACGUUGCCACUACAUUGCAUGUACUGUGCUCCUCAACCUUGUCUAGACCAUCAACUCAAAAUAGAGCUGAGAAUGUGGCCUUAUUAUUGAUUGCAAUUCAAGCAUCUGCUAUAAAUGACAAUUCAGACUCUGGCUCAGACUUUAUUUCAGCUCGCGAGGCCCCAUUGAGCUACAUUACUCCGUCGUUGCAAGGACAACCGCAGCCCAAGAACGCCGGCAGUGGUGGCAGUUACAAAACAUUGCAAUAGUGGGGGAUAUGCAAACUAACAAGGACAAAAAGACAGAACUGUUUCCACAACGAUAUAUAAGCACAGACGUAUGGUUCCUGACAUUUGUCUUACCUUGUAUAAUAUAUAUACGUAUAUUUGCUUCCAAUUGUGUGUCCCCGUACUCAAAUGAGUAUUUGAUGGUGCUUAUUUGCAAUGGCACGUUUUAAGCCAGUGGUGGAAAUUCUACAUUGCUAUGUCAGGGACUAGCAUCUCCACAGGACAACCACUAUUUUGUAUACUGUAUAUAAUCAUGAUAGCGGUCCUUUAUUUAUCCAGGAGAGAAAGAAAAACACCUCGCUGAGUUUCACAAGGGUCUUGCUUCGGGAUAUUAGGCCAAUUCUUUUUUGAGUAUUUUUUAUACUGUGCUAUGUAAUGAAUGGUCAAUACAAGUAUCAGAAUACAGGAGAAACGCUGUCUUAUACAUCAAAGUAGACAAAGCUCUUGUAAACUCAUCCCAGUGCUUAACCAAACUUCUUUUACCAUGCAUUGGAGGUUUACCGCAGCCUCGAUUAGAAUUCGUAUAUGUAAACUUUAUACGGGCCGUGUGAUGGCAUGCGUGACUUCACUGAAGCAAUGACCGGUGGUGGAAAUCGCACAUACGUGGUCAUACCCGCGUGAAGUUUACAAACGUUUUCAGGUUUACCACUACUUUUUCUGUUUCAAAGAGCGUACACGUUAUACGUUUGCCGUGGAGCGUUAUGGGUAGAAUCGUGAAUAGGCAGAACUCCGUUUCUGUGUUCUCGCAUAUAACUUAACAUCACCUAUAAAACUAUGGCUUUUGUCAUUGAACAUGAGCCUCAAAGUCUAGAUGGUGAGUUCUUGCCAAUAACACGUGGAAAUCGAGGGGCAUUUGUUGAACGAGCCUGCCUCUGCUGAUGAGACCCAGCAAAUGGAAACCGGUGCUGAGUUCGGUUACGUAAACAAACUUUGCUUGGUAGAAUUAGUCUAGGAAAGUGAAUGGGCUGAUGGACUAACACAUUUGUAGUUAUACGUGGAGACACAGGACAGAGUUUUGCGUUUAUGUUCUAUUAGAUAGAGGUCAUAAAGUGUCAUGCCGGAAAUGUUGCAUGAUGUAUAUUUCACCCCUUUUUAGUUUUAUCAUUUCAACCUUUGCAUUUUUAAAGGCCAAGUGUAUAGUUUUCAGAUUGUAUUAUUAUUAGAGAUUUGUUGAGGGGGAGGGUGAGUGCUGAGGUUGGUAUCAGUCCAGAUGUUCUCUCUAUAUUUAGAGCAAACACAUCACAGGAGAAACGCUGACAAAUUGUCUGAAAUCAACGGUAGUGAACCAAGGGUACGAGUGCGUGAACACUGUGAGCUUGGCGACGAUCGAGAGAGCUGAGACGCGAUGGCGCUUAGCCAUUUCUUUGCAAAGAGCUGAGCUGCUCGCGCGAUCAAAUUUAAUUGAUUCUACGAAACUUAACAAGUCGGUACCGCCCACCACUAUUUAAUUUCACAAUUGUGGAAAUUCUGACGAUGGCAAACGUAUCGUAGUCAUCAUCGGUCUACCCCGAAUAUUCCUUCCUUGCGUGGUCCGACAACCGAGCCUUCGAAAACUACAGGCUCACCACCCACUCGUGCAUCCCACACUUGGAGUUUGACACUUGGAAUCGAACCGUUGUCGACCUAGUUGCUCACUGGCUCUGUCGAUAACAUGCCGACCUAAGUUGAUCGUCCACCCAUUGUCACCCAUUGUCACCAAUUGUCACCCCCCCCCUCUUUUUCUCAGCGCGCGUGGCUACAACUGGUCCCAUGGGACGGCUAGGCCCCAUCGCAUGGGCAAUCGCUCAACCGAUCAUCGUCGUAGGUGGCGCUGACGGUGACUCUCUUCCGAUGUGUCGGAUUUUUAGUGGCGAUGACUUUAUAUGAAAAUGCGCGUACUCACUGAAGCAUGUGCAUCCACUCACCUUGCCCCCAACACGCUCUGUUCAUUACCCCGUUUCUCAGCGUAGUUCUUCCGUGAAUUUAACUUGUCUGCAUUAUAAUUUGUAUUACUCAUUCGAAAUUUACACUCGCCCCUUCGCUUUGGACGCCAAGGCAGCAACUUGUAACACAGUAUUAGAAGUUAGAACAUUUCCUAAUUUGUCUCUCUUUUAAGGAUAUUACUCGUUGCAUUUCAUCGCACAGUGUAUUUUGUAUCAUUAUAAAACUGCCGUUAGCAUACAAAUGGGUCUUAAGGACAAGCAUUUUUUCUGCUUUGUAUUAAAGUGUUCGAUCACGGCACCCGUGUUAUUUACAAUCAUUGCGUUGUUUUUUUAUGUUUUUAACAUUCGCUCCCUGAUACCUGGGUCUGUCCGCAAUUGUGCGUGUGUAUGUGCUGAAACAAAGCAAAAGCCGUGCCUAGACGAGCCACUCGUGGGGAUUUUGACUUUUGCUUUGACUGGUCGAUACAGCAAUGUGAAAACUUCGGGUGGUACUCAGAUUCUAACUGUUGUGGAGUCUGCACAGUGUGGAAAUGCGACUGACUGUUAUGAGAGUCAUACUCUGAUUAGACUUGAGUUUUAAAUUCCACUAAUUAGUUGAUAAAUAUCAGUUCUUAAGCUCAUGACACACGUGUCAAAUUAUGAAUGCAAGAACCAGUGGAUUUUAUUUUUAAUUUGAAUUCUUAUUAGUUGCAAUCGGUUUACGUGAUUCAUGCAGCCACUAGAGGCUGCUACAUUGGCACCGUUUAAAUAAUAAUUGAUGAUUCAAUUUGGAAUAGUGACCCCCGUAAAUUGUGACAAUUCAUCGAUUGGCUGGAAGGGGUAGAUUGGAAGGUGUGGGAUUUAAACGUGGCUUCGUGCCCAAACGACGACAAAUUUAAUUGUCACCACUGUAGGGGUAAGUCUGCGCAUAAGCCUCCUACCGUACGUCACUCCCGAUCGUCUCGACACACUCCCUGGCUCUGCCUAGACCAGGAGUCGGUAUCCUGCGGCUCCGCAGCCACAUGUGGCUCUUUGAAGGGCUGCUUCCCGUUACAUUGCAGUUCUUCAAAUAUAUUGAGGGGUUUUUUUUGUUUUUACCGAAUUUACUAAAAAUAAUUUUUACUCUUGUUGUUUUGUUUUGCCGACUCCUGGUCUGAACGUGCUGAUUUGCGUCGAGUGUUUAAUAUCGCGUUCUCGUCGUUAUUUCUCGUGUCGUUCAACUCCACACUAUAAUAGCAGUCCGUCACUUUGUUUCAGCACCUCCACGGCCACCACAGACCCCCACCACCCGUUGCAGCGUUGAGUUGAGACGCGCGCGAGAUGGGGACGACUGCUGGACGCCUUGCCUUGGAUGUUGAACAACCCAUUGUUACAAACACGAGUAGCCGCCGAGUGUACAAUAAACAUGAUUCUUGCAUAGUU